AUGGACAGUGGUUUCCAUUUCGCCUCUGCGUCAGAUCGGCGCCCCUCGGUGGGACCAGAACCCCAACUCCUUGUGCCACAGUGUCCCCCCACAUACCAAAGUCCGCCUUCUGGUACCGGCUCGAGCCAGGCCUCGCCAGAACAGCCGCCGGUCAUCAUGUCCUAUCGCCCCGUUUCCACAAUCAACGCCACCGAUGCUCCCCCUCGAGACGUCCACUGUCCGACUGUGGUGAGCUCUAGUCUGAGGGAGAGUCUGUCGAGGCCGAUUGUUGCUUCUACCUGCUGCACCAGCCUACAACCUCCACCCUCGAGCCCCAAACAUUCCCACCGUCCUCACCAUUCCAACGAUCUCCGACAAGAGUCACGCCACAGCAAACGGGACUGGUGUACAGCUCACUACAACUUGCCUCCACUUCCCUCUUGUCCACCGUCCGGCCUUUUUCCUACCCUCAGCAGACUUCGGGGCAGCUGGACCGACGCCGCAGAACAA
This is a messenger RNA of Protopolystoma xenopodis, 489 nucleotides long. The record is from the annotation of a GenBank genome assembly. NCBI's taxonomy places the organism in Eukaryota, Metazoa, Platyhelminthes, Monogenea, Polystomatidea, Polystomatidae.